AUGCCCGGCCGCACGUUGCCUACCAUUCCUCCCGCCGAGGUGCAGGCGCAUAACACCAGCAAGAGCUGCUAUGUCACCAUUGGCGAAAAAGUAUACGACGUCACCGACUUCCUCGACGACCACCCGGGUGGCGGCGAUCUCGUACUGGAAUAUGGCGGGAAGGAUGUAACCGCAAUCUUGAAGGACGAGGUGUCGCAUACACACUCCGAGGCCGCAUACGAGAUCCUCGACGAGAGCUUGGUCGGCUUCAUGCCCACGGAACCCAUACUAAAUGGCGCCACCAAGAGCAGCAAGCCUGCUGAAAUCGUACCCCUCCCGCCGUCGAAGGAGGGCCAAGCCGAACUCGCCGCCCAGCGACCACUGUACGUUGCGACAGGCAUGUCGGGAGCUGAGGACUUAUCAAAAGAUACCGAUCCCGACAGGGACUACAAACAGCACAAAUUCCUCGACCUUUCGAAGCCACUCUUGAUGCAGGUGUGGUUCGGCGGCUUCUCGAAGGACUUCUACCUGGAGCAAGUACAUCGACCAAGACACUACAGGGGUGGAGACUCAGCGCCGCUGUUUGGAAAUUUUCUGGAACCGCUGAGCCUUACCCCGUGGUGGGUAGUCCCAACGGUGUGGCUUCCUCCAGUGAUUGCGUGUACCGCGUAUGGAUAUUCAGAGCUGGGUGGCAUGCCGACCGCGGGGUAUUGGCUGUUCGGCUUGGCUUUCUGGACGCUCUUGGAGUACACUCUGCAUAGGUUCCUGUUCCACUUGGACUACUAUCUUCCGGACAAUCGCGCAGCGCUAACGAUACACUUCCUGCUUCACGGCAUCCACCAUUACCUUCCCAUGGACAAGUACCGCCUUGUCAUGCCGCCCACGCUCUUCGCCGCCCUCGCUGCACCUUUCUGGAAGGUCGCCCACUUCAUCAUCUUCUGGAAUUGGCACGCCGCACUCACCGCGUACGCCGGUGGUGUGUUCGGAUACAUAUGCUACGACAUGACGCACUACUUCCUUCACCACCGCAACCUGCCGGCCUACUGGCGCGAGCUGAAGAAGUAUCACCUGGCACACCACUUUGCGGACUACCAGAAUGGCUUUGGUGUGAGCAGUCGGUUCUGGGACCGUGUGUUCGGCACUGAGCUAGACAUGGCACCCCCAAAGGUUGUCAAGACCAAUUGA
Messenger RNA from Paraphaeosphaeria sporulosa, 1164 nucleotides. RefSeq names its product Inositolphosphorylceramide-B hydroxylase. The record is from RefSeq and is a predicted model, not a curated record. Gene Ontology annotation, cellular component: endoplasmic reticulum; membrane. Gene Ontology annotation, biological process: lipid biosynthetic process; fatty acid metabolic process. The transcript is spliced from 2 exons. The coding region runs from base 1 to 1164 and encodes 387 amino acids. Gene Ontology annotation, molecular function: iron ion binding; fatty acid 2-hydroxylase activity; heme binding. Lineage: Eukaryota; Fungi; Ascomycota; Dothideomycetes; Pleosporales; Didymosphaeriaceae.